Struthio camelus australis is the source of this 799-nucleotide messenger RNA. Lineage: Eukaryota; Metazoa; Chordata; Aves; Struthioniformes; Struthionidae. The record is from RefSeq and is a predicted model, not a curated record.
AUGGAGACAGUGGAGAUUCCAGCCUGGGACAGCAAACCCUCCUUCAGUGACAAGAAGUCACAGAUGUCAUUUGGUGGGAUUAUCGCUCUAUUCCAUCCUCCGCUGAUUUCUGUGAUUUUUCUCAAUGAAAGAAAUAGGAUUUUGGAAGUUAUAUGCAGUCAAAAGCAAGAUAUUCCAGUGGGAAUACACUACAGGGGCUACACCUUAGUAGCCAGGAAUCUUUGCUUUAUUGCUAUAAUAAUGGAUGAUGCGGGAAUCUGCUGUCACUUGAUAUUUGAAGUUAAGACUGCCAACUUGAAAACGACAACAAUAAAACAGAAAAACAAAAAAGAGGAGGUGAUUUGGGAUACAGACAAUAACAGACUCAGAGAUAUAAAAGAGCAGCAAAUCUGGAUGAUACUUCACAGUAGUAGCACUUUGAACCAGAAGGUCAAAGAGCUUCCUGAAUUAGCAGUGGUCACUGCUGGUCUAGAUAUCAGCUUAUUUGUUGUUCGGAUUUACCUGAAGUUUGCUGUUUGCCUGGCUGUUUUAGGAACUGUAUUCAAAGGAUUAUUGGAAAAGGUUCAUAUCAUUCAAUCACUUCUAAAAGACCAAAAUCUGAAGCACAUGCAGUUUCACAGGGUGCCUGGAAUGAUUACAGCAGAUAGCUCACUGCAGCAGCAGAGUUGUACGGGCAUUCUGGAGAUCCUUUGGGAUAAACAACACCAAAGAAGAGCUGUCUAGCAAGCGGACCCCACUGACUUGUUCUAUACAUGCUUGCUCAUCUAACACACCCAAAUGGGGUCACAAAGGGGAGAGU